Saccostrea cuccullata (small rock oyster) is the source of this 1784-nucleotide messenger RNA. RefSeq lists its product as uncharacterized. The transcript has 3 exons. Lineage: Eukaryota; Metazoa; Mollusca; Bivalvia; Ostreida; Ostreidae. The coding region runs from base 243 to 1118 and encodes 291 amino acids. The record is from RefSeq and is a predicted model, not a curated record.
UAGGCGGCGCUUAUCACAGGUGCGCUUCAAAACAUGGCGUAAGGUGUAACUUCUUUGGUAUGUUGACCAAAACAUGACCUAAAUGGAAAUUUAGCGAGCAGGUUUACUUUUUUAACGCCAUAUUUCGAUAUUUCAUUUUUAUUUUAUUUUUUGAGAACUGUUUUUAAACGGCAACCAUUGAAGGCAAAGGCAGGCCCGGUACCUUCCCAAGUACGGAAGUAGUACCGACACGCAUUCCCAAAAUGACGGACCCUAUUUCAAACUUUUUAAAAAGCAAGCUACUAGGGCUUGCAUCCCUACUUUUGCUGAUAGCAACCAUGGCCACGAUAACUGCGUGUCUUCUGCCGUUUUGGUUCAGUCUGAAGAUGCAUCUAGUGUUUGUUGAGGAUAGCAGACCCGAGGCGCAACAGAGUUCUGUGGAUAGGACAAUCAACUGUGGCCUGUAUUUCCUGGACGAAGACAGAUUCAUCAACACACUGAUGCUGGACAAAGCAGACAAUACUCACUUCAUGCCUGCACUCCUUCGCGUCUCUCAGCUGUUGUACCUACUCGGUAGUAUAGGAAUCGUGCUCUGCUGUGGGUCUUCAUUUAUCCUGGCAUUCAAGCAGUAUGCCUCCCCGACAGGAGAAAUGUUCCUUGCUGCAGGAGCAACUGGAUUUUCCCUGAGUCAAGUAAUUGGUUGUAUCCUCAUCCUCCUACAUAUGGCCUUCUUCAGUCAUCAAGCCUGGCAAAACUUUCCGGCGGAAGACUACAUCCCUCUACGUUAUAAUUACUACACCAUCCUUAACGCCCACCCAGACAUGAGUCUGAACUUCGGCUAUUUCAUCGGAGGGGCAGCUGCCCUCUUCAGCUUAGUGGCAGCAGUAAUGUUAUGGAUGCAGGCAUGCUGUACGUAUUGUCAUCUGAAACGCGUCAGAUACAACAUGCUGCGGGAGAAACCUGAUCUGGGCUCUAGUCCCAUUCCGACCAAAGGCUCAUACUUUAAUCGUGGAUUUGUUCGUACGUCACCCAUGGAAUAUCCGGCUGUAGUUCAGUCAGCACCGAUGCCGCAAUAUGCCCCAGUUAUGCAAUACGCGCCACCACAAACGGGUUAUACAGCUACGGAGCUAGACUUGUAAUUUUGGUACAUGUGUAUAUAACAAUCAGACAUAUUGGGAUUCCACUCUAUGGUUUACUACUUCAAGAAUAUGUAAUCUCUAGCAUACAGCAUUUUCUUAUCUAUGGAAUUUAUUUUAGCAGUCUUGUAUAUAUAUUGUAUAGGCAAGAUGGCAUGCUUCAAGUCAAAUUUAAAAAUUAAUACUAUGCUAGUCAAGGGAUCAUAUUUAUCAAAUGAAGAAUUAAAUGUAAUCUAAAGAACAUGAUGAAAAAAAAGAACAAUAUUUGUGCCAUAUGAAUAAAAAAAAACUUGUAUGAAAAUGCAAGGACUGCUUUGGGAACUUUGAUUUCUUAUAAUUCCUCUGUUCAUGCAUUAUACUUGAAUCCUUCAAUACAGAAAAAAUAAACUGUGAAUCUAUUUAUGUUAGGAAUUUUAUCUACUAUAAAAUCAUUAGAUGAAGACACUGAUUAGGUAUUGUAAUUUUUAAAAAAAAAUAUAUACAAUUUUUACAUUAUAUUUUAUGAGACAAACUAUAAUUAUGAUUAUGUACAUAAUUCAUUUUUCUGUUCAUAUCAUUAUUUGGUUUACACUGUAUAUUAAAUGAAACAUUCCAUAAUCAUCUUUUAUAUUUACAAAUAUGUAUAAUACAAUUGUAUAUUGUAAACUUUUGAAUAAACAAGCUUUAAAA